Messenger RNA from Leptomonas pyrrhocoris, 862 nucleotides. Its product is annotated as putative transporter. The coding region runs from base 8 to 862 and encodes 284 amino acids. Gene Ontology annotation, biological process: endoplasmic reticulum to cytosol auxin transport. The transcript has a single exon. Gene Ontology annotation, cellular component: membrane. NCBI's taxonomy places the organism in Eukaryota, Euglenozoa, Kinetoplastea, Trypanosomatida, Trypanosomatidae. The record is from RefSeq and is a predicted model, not a curated record.
AGAAAAAAUGACGAAUUUCUAUGUCGGUCUGAUGAUCAUCACCAGCACAACGGUGGGAAAGAUUAUUUUGACUUCCUCUGCGGGCACGGUCAUAUCUCGCUACUUCGGCACCCUCGACAGCAGCAUAAAAGGCCUGAGCUACAUUGCGAUGCGGGUGGCCCUGCCCUGCCUGCUCUUCACCAACCUGUGCUUCGCGGUCACGUGGGAACAGCUGAGCAAGUUUUACUGGGCCCCGUUGUUUGGCUGCGUGCCCAUGAUCCUCGGCUUCCUCUCUUCCUUCCUUGUGCGUCGCCUCCUCAGCAAAGAAUACCGCUACGUCGUCAUCCUCGCCAGCACCUUUCAAAACGCCUUGACGUUUCCGGUGAGCAUCUUAAUCAACCUCAAGGGGAUUGAGUGGUUCACCGGACAGGCCGUGGCUGACGCGCAGUCCUACGUGUUUCUGUACAACAUCAUGUGCAACAUUGGCCUCUACUCCAUCGGCGAGCCGCUGGUCGCGUGGGCGAAGCAGACGGAGGUGCAGGAGGAGGAGGCCGAGCUGCGACGUCAGCGCCUGAUCCACAUGGGAGCAACAGCGAACGAGAUCGCUGCUUUUGAAAACCGCAGCUUCGCCUACCCGUUCGAGUCUCCACGCCAGAGGUCGACGCAGGAGGCUCUGCCAGACGCACAGCGCCGCACCGCUGCCACGACGAUAGCCGCGACUGCUGCCGUUUCCGCUUCUCCCGGAGCGACGGAGAAUGCGCGAGGCGACGGCCCGGGAGCAACUCGGGUGGUAUCGCCAAGCCUCGGCAGAGGACAAGCCGAUUGCACCGCCGCCGGGGUCACCGGUGACUGUGCUGAGCGACGACGACUUUGGCAGCGAUGA